Molecule: messenger RNA, 879 nt
Organism: Penicillium soppii
Lineage: Eukaryota; Fungi; Ascomycota; Eurotiomycetes; Eurotiales; Aspergillaceae
Product: putative mitochondrial folate carrier protein Flx1
Exons: 2
Coding region: 1-879 (292 amino acids)
Biological process (GO): folate import into mitochondrion; nucleotide transport
Cellular component (GO): mitochondrion
Molecular function (GO): FAD transmembrane transporter activity; folic acid transmembrane transporter activity
Source: RefSeq, a predicted model, not a curated record
AUGGUCAAAACGAGACUACAAGGCAAGUUCGAUGUUCCCCCUCAGAUUGAAAGCUGGGAGCUAAAUUAUUUAGUUGAUCGAUCAUCGUCCUCUCGGCUUGGUAGUUCUCUUCGAAUUAUUCGCGAGAUUUUUUAUCAUGAGGGUGGUCUGGUCGCCUUUUAUCGAGGACUCACCCCUAAUGUCAUCGGGAAUUCUACCAGCUGGGGUCUAUACUUUUUGUGCUAUGGCAGCUUGAAGGACACUAUUCGAGCUUACCGUGACAAAAAAGGGCAGAUCCUUUCAUCGUCGGAUUAUUUUAUCGCAUCUGGCGGUGCAGGUGCGAUCACAUCGGUACUCACCAAUCCGAUCUGGGUGAUAAAAACACGGAUGUUGUCAACAGGUUCUCGUGCUCCUGGUGCAUACUCUUCUUUCACGUAUGGGGCGAAGCAAAUCUACAAUGCAGAAGGAAUCCCUGGCUUCUACCGAGGUCUAGUGCCCGCACUUUUUGGUGUCAGUCACGGUGGCCUUCAGUUCAUGGCGUACGAGCAGUUGAAGCUUUUGAGGUCCUGGUCUAAGACUACUGAGGUCUCACAGACAAAAAGCCAUUCUGGCACUGAAGGCUUAGGAAACCUCGACUUUUUUGCUAUCUCCAGUUUGUCCAAGGUGUUUGCUAGCAGCAUGACGUAUCCUUACCAGGUGAUCAGGUCUAGACUGCAGACCUAUGAGGCUCGUGUGAUCUACCGUGGAGCUGUUGAUGUUUUCUCCCAGAUCUGGGCACGCGAGGGCAUGGCCGGCUUUUACAAAGGGCUUGGGCCAAAUCUGUUCCGAGUACUUCCAAGCACAUGGGUAACCUUUCUCGUAUAUGAAAAUACCAAGUUUUACCUAUCUAGACUGGAAUAA